GUGCGUGAUAUCCAUGUUCUUAGUGUGACUUUAAAAUCUGCACACUUAAAAUUCAACGAUAUCCAACACGCCCGAACAAAACUCGAAAAUACGAACGACUGUGUUGACGACCUCCAUCCAUCCGUCAGUAGACAUCCAACUAUCUUAACGCCUGGCAUAUAUCUGGUCGCGCACGUUCCUCCAAAAAGACGUCUUCUUGCUUGAUUAUUUUUUCCUUCCUAUCUGAAAAAAGCCGACUUCUUUCUUUUAACGGGUAAUACACUUAUACUAAUAUGGCCGAUUCGGACAGUGGUUGGAAAUUUGCUCAAUGCUUUGGUGACAAGGGCGAGGUCGAGGACAUUACAGAAGCUGACAUUAUCUCGACCGUGGAAUUUGACCAUACUGGUGAUUACCUUGCCACUGGAGAUAAAGGAGGACGAGUAGUAUUAUUUGAACGCAACGAUGGGAAGAAAGGUUGUGAAUACAAAUUCUACACCGAAUUUCAAUCGCACGAGCCUGAAUUCGAUUAUUUGAAAAGCUUGGAAAUUGAAGAAAAGAUUAACAAGAUUAAAUGGUGCAAGCGACAGAAUGCUGCGCAUUUUUUAUUGUCUACCAACGACAAGACUAUCAAACUUUGGAAAGUGUUUGAAAAAUCUUUGAAAGUUGUCGCCGAAAAUAAUUUAAAUGAUGGUGCACGACCUCAAAAUGGCAGAAUCCAACAGCUGAAGUUACCGAAACUUACACAUCACGACACAAUUAUUGCUGCCGUUCCUCGCAAAGUAUAUGCUAAUGCUCAUGCAUAUCAUAUUAAUUCCAUAUCUAUUAAUUCUGAUGGUGAAACGUAUAUAUCUGCGGAUGACCUAAGAAUCAAUUUAUGGAAUUUAAAUAUUAGCGACCAAAGUUUUAAUAUUGUUGAUAUUAAACCAGUUAAUAUGGAAGAAUUAACUGAAGUUAUUACCGCAGCAGAAUUUCAUCCUCUUCAUUGUAAUUUGUUUAUGUACAGUAGCAGUAAAGGGACUAUAAAAUUAAGUGAUAUGAGGGCGGCGGCAUUAUGUGAUCAACAUGCAAAAUUAUUUGAGGAACAAGAAGAUCCUGCCAAUAAAUCUUUUUUCUCAGAAAUUAUUUCAUCUAUUUCUGAUGUUAAGUUCAGCAAAGAUGGAAAGUAUAUUCUUUCGCGUGACUAUUUGACUCUGAAAAUCUGGGACAUAACUAUGGAAAAUCGACCACUGAAAACAAUCAAUAUUCAUGAUCAUUUGCGAAAUAAACUUUGUGAUCUUUAUGAAAAUGAUUGUAUUUUUGACAAAUUUGAAUGUACUUUUAGUGGGGAUGGACAAAAUGUCCUAACUGGCUCGUACAAUAAUUAUUUCCAUAUUUAUGACCGAGAGGGAUUGUCCGAUAUUGCUUUGCAAGCUGAUAAGAGUGCAUUCAAAGCUAAGCGUGUCGGAUCAGCAAAGAAUAAGUCGAUGCUUUCGCGUGGAAAAACUAAUAAUAGAAAGGAAGAAAUUAACGUUGAUGCCAUUGAUUUUAAUAAGAAAAUUCUUCACGCUUCAUGGCAUCCAAACGAAAAUUCGAUUGCUGUGGCUGCAACUAAUAAUCUUUUCAUUUUUACCGAGUUAUAAUAGAUAGACUUUUUUAUUCUUUUUUUUCCUUUAAAAACAUCAUUUGUAAAUUCUUUGUCACGGUCGUCAAAAUUGAUUUUUUGGUUAGAGUAGUGGUGUGCAUUUUUAGUUGUUCACUUUUCAUGUCAUUAUUUAUAUUUUCUUUUGGGCUUGGUUUCAAAUUUGUUUUAAAAACAUUCUCUCACUCACAUCUCUAAUUAUUUUAUAUCUGAAAUGGGGUAAUACUUUGAAACAUUUGUAACCUUGCUUCUUCUAUUAUUAUAUAUUUUUUUUUUCUGUUCAUUCUCCUUGGAUGUUUAUGUUGAUAUUUUUUUUG
Rhizophagus irregularis DAOM 181602=DAOM 197198 is the source of this 1914-nucleotide messenger RNA. Lineage: Eukaryota; Fungi; Glomeromycota; Glomeromycetes; Glomerales; Glomeraceae. The record is from RefSeq and is a predicted model, not a curated record.